Aspergillus thermomutatus is the source of this 1821-nucleotide messenger RNA. Its product is annotated as putative amino acid transporter. Gene Ontology annotation, biological process: amino acid transmembrane transport. Gene Ontology annotation, cellular component: vacuolar membrane. NCBI's taxonomy places the organism in Eukaryota, Fungi, Ascomycota, Eurotiomycetes, Eurotiales, Aspergillaceae. Bases 1 to 1821 code for a protein of 606 amino acids. The transcript has 3 exons. Gene Ontology annotation, molecular function: amino acid transmembrane transporter activity. The record is from RefSeq and is a predicted model, not a curated record.
AUGGCGCAACCAAUGAGUGUCGCCCUUGAUAGGGGCGAUCCUCGUCUGCACGAGAAAGAGCGGGACGCCCUUGAUGCCAUUGAUGCCCUUGAUGCCCUUGAUGCCAUUGACUACGGCACCGGCACGACUGCUGUGCGUCCGCAGCACCGCAAGUUGCAUGAUUCGAGUGUUACCUUCGAGGAGUACUACUACUACGCCCAACUGACCCGUGCCGAAGAAGAUCAGCAUCCCAGCGGCGACAAGGAACGGGGAUGGCUGUCCAUCAUCUUCCCCUCCAAGUCGGACAAAGGCAUCCAGCAGGUGACCGAGAACACCUCCAAAGAUGCCACCACUCUCAACACAAGCGAUGCAGCGGCCCGAUUGACCAUCACCGACGAGGAAUGGACCAAUGCCUCCCGGGCGCUGCGGACGGCGACCCGCGGUGCCAUCUUCUAUCUGAUCACCACCGACAUUCUGGGUCCAUUCGGUCUGGGUUAUGCCUUUGCGACUAUGGGAUGGGGUCCCGGGAUUGCAUUGUACACGGUCUUUGGUGGCCUCGCCGCCUAUUCGGGCUAUCUCCUCUGGGAAGCGUUCAUGGGUCUCGAUUCGUACCAGUUCCCCCUGCGCAGCUUCGGCGAUCUCGGUUUCCGUCUGUAUGGCCGGUGGAUGCGAUACCUCUUCAACGUCCUGCAGAGCAUCCAGCUGCUGCUGAACGUCGGUCUGAUCGUCAUCUCCAACGGUGAGGCGCUCUACCAGGUGUCCAAGGGCAAGCUGUGCUUCAUCAUCUGCUGCCUGGUGUGGGCGCUGCUGGGCUUCUUCGUCGGCCAGAUUCGUACGCUCCAGAAGUUCGGCUGGCUCGCCAAUUCGGCCGUCUGGCUCAACCUCAUUUGCAUGUUCAUCACCAUGGGGGGCGCGGCCAACGCGCCCCCAAACUACGCGGCCGCCUCGUCGUCGGCGGGCGCUGCCAUCAACAAGGACCUCAUCACACCGGUCAAUGGCGUCUACCCUCCCGUUCGCACGUCCGGCGGCCUGCCUGAGGCUGGUGGCGACUUUACUGGCACGCUCAAUGGCGCCAUGCAAGCCGUGUUCGCUUACGGAGGGGCCAUGGUGUUCCCGGAAUUCAUGUCGGAGAUGAAGCGGCCCAAGGACUUUCUGACGGGCAUGUGGGCGGCUCAGGCCUUCAUCUACUUCUGGUACAUGUUCUACGGCCUGUUCAUGUAUGGCUACCAGGGCCAGUACAACGUCAACCCCAGCUACCUGGGUAUCAGCUCGUACAACAUCCAGACGGCCGGCAACGUCUUUGCCAUGGUCAGUGCGGCCAUUGCGGCGGGUUUGUAUGGCAACAUCGGCCUGAAGGUCCUGUACAACCAAAUCUUCGUUGAGCUCUUCCGCUGCCCGCCUCUGACCACCCGAGGCGGAAAGUUGUUGUGGGCAAUCCUGGUCCCCGUCUACUGGGGCAUCGCCUUUGCGCUCGCCGCCGGUAUUCCCAACUUCUCCGGUCUGACCUCGGUGGUUGCUGCCUUUUGCAUUCUGCAAUUCACCUACACCUUCCCGCCCCUUCUCGCGGUGACGUACUGGGUGAAGCGCGCCGCCCUGAGAGACGGCGAGGGCUUCGAUCCCGCUACGGGACACACCGUCCGCCACGACCACGGCAUCCGGCGCUUCUUCCGGGGAUUCUUCGCGCAGAGACCCAAGGAACUGGCCAUGAGUGUGUUCAACAUCUUCUACUGCUUGGGUGCAUUGGCGUUGGCCGCCCUGGGUGCAUAUUCGGCUAUUGAGGGUCUGAUUUCCGCAUUUGCUGAGAGCUCGACAACCUCGUACACCUGCACAAUUGCUAUAUAA